CGAGAGGUGGAGCCGCAGCGCCGACAACUGUCAAAAGACCCUUCCUGAUAAGACAAGCCCUUCCGUCCUCAAAGCAUCUCGUCGUAGCGCGCUCGAAUCCGUUAUAAACCACAUAACUGAAGCGAGUAUUCCGUAUCUCGUGAGUGUACGAAGUCUCGGUCGCUAUUCCGUUAUUGCGGAGCGGCUUCGGGUGAGCGGGUUUUGACAGACUGCAUGUCUUCCUGGAGACCUACUGAGAAGAGAUGUCAAGGCGAAGCACAAGGUUAGUGCCCAAAGGGCCGUCCUCCUUCCCUGAUGAUGACGCUGCCAGCACGAGCUCCACUGGAUCCACCGGUCACAUCUCUUAUAAAGAGAGCCCAACCAGGAUCUUCAAGAAGAGGACCGGUCGCAAGAGCGCAGGCAGUGUUUCCCGCAAUUCAAGUCGCGCAAGCAGCGUGAGUCAGACACUUUCUGGGCAGCGCAGUGAAUUCACUGCCACUGAGAAUGAGAAUGCAGGCAUGCGCUUUGGUACUCAAGGAUUCUCCUCUGGAUAUUCCUCGGCUGAGGAGCGUUAUGAACAAUCCACAAAAUCAAACCCUAGUUCUGCCCAGACUGUAGCUGAACCAGCCUUUGUCGUGUGGGACGUGUUUCACUCCCCAGCUCAGGCUCUGGUUAUGUUCUACUGGUGGCUGGGAAGUUCAUGGUACAGCCUGACCUCUCGACUGUCUCUGAUCAAUGUGUUUCUGCUCAGCAGAUGCACAGCAGAUAUGAGAAAGGUUAUACUUCUGGUCCUUCUUUUCAUCUUUCUCAUUUUUGGAAUAUGGUACUGGUUCCCGUUUGCGUCUCGUUCUCCUCCUCGUGAGGUUGUUUCCAGGGCUCCAUCUGUUAAACACACAGAUAGACCAGUGAAAGAAGCUUUUGAUGAUCAUCUCCAACAUGCCAGCCUGUCUCAUUUGAAAGAUGAGAUCGCCAGCUUGCAUGAAAGGGAGGCAAACCUGAUGAGAGACCUCGAGCUGCUGAAGAUGGAGAGCGUGCGACAGAAGGUCAAAUCUGAGAUGAUGCAAACUGAUCUGAAGUCUAUGAAUGAUCAAAUGAGGAAUGCUGAGGCUGAACACGAGCAGCAGAUUUCUAAUCUGAAGUCCAGCAUCUCAAACCUUCAGUCGGCCCAAGGUCUCCUCAAGGAAAGAGUUGAUGCACAAGACGCUCUCAACAACAACCUGAGAGCAGAGCUCUCCGAUUGGCUAAUAAAACACCUGAAAGAUCCAAGCUCAUUGGAGUCAACCAUAGUGCUCCGUCCUGAGCUGCAGAGGGCGCUGGAGGAUCUGGAGAAACGGAUACUAGACAAGCUAGUGCAUGAGAAAGAGAGCAGCAGAGAUGUCUGGAGGGCCGUGGGAGAAACACUGCAACAGGAAGGAGUCGGAGCCGCCACUAUACAAGAUGUGAAAGAAAUCGUCCACAGGGCAAUUAGUCUGUACAGGGCAGAUGGGAUUGGAAUGGCGGACUAUGCCUUGGAAUCUUCUGGUGCCAGUGUGCUCAACACUCGUUGCUCGGAGACGUAUAAGACCAGAUCUGCGUGUCUGAGUGUAUUCGGCAUUCCUCUGUGGUAUCAUUCAGAAAGCCCUCGGACUGUUAUACAGCCGGAGCUGUAUCCCGGGAAGUGUUGGGCAUUCCGAGGCUCCCAGGGUUUCCUGGUAAUCUCACUGUCUUACCCAGUAAGAAUCACCCAUGUGACACUCGAACACCUUCCCAAAGAGCUCUCGCCGACAGGCCGCGUUGACAGUGCGCCUAAGGAUUUUGCUGUCUAUGGUAUGUCUAAUGAGACUGAAGACGGAAAGUUGCUCGGGAAAUUCACAUAUGACCAGGAUGGAGAGCCCAUUCAGACUUUCAAGCUUCCGGAAGCGUUAGACGUCUACAGCAUGACAGAGCUGAGGAUCUUGAGUAACUGGGGUCAUCUGGAAUACACCUGUGUGUAUCGCUUCAGAGUUCACGGAGAACCUUCACUCGCCUGAGAGGAAAGGAUUCGGCCUCUUCAGCUUUGGUUUACUCUAUGCAAAAAAAAAAAAAAAAAAUGUAAAGCUCAAAUGCACUGAACUCUUAAAGAAUUAUUCAGACAGCUUCCUAAUGUACGAAUAC
Sinocyclocheilus grahami is the source of this 2112-nucleotide messenger RNA. RefSeq names its product SUN domain-containing protein 2-like. The record is from RefSeq and is a predicted model, not a curated record. The transcript has 19 exons. Gene Ontology annotation, cellular component: nuclear envelope; meiotic nuclear membrane microtubule tethering complex. Gene Ontology annotation, molecular function: protein-membrane adaptor activity. Bases 243 to 1988 code for a protein of 581 amino acids. NCBI's taxonomy places the organism in Eukaryota, Metazoa, Chordata, Actinopteri, Cypriniformes, Cyprinidae.